UAGUCAACUAUCGAUAUAAUACAAUCAACCGGUUUCAGUUACGCCUGCACCGAAAUGCGCUUUUUACGGGGCUCCAAGUUAUUUUAUCCUCUGGUGCGCAAUUCCUCGACACAAGCUGGAAGACGACGAGUGGUGAUCACUGGAAGCGGAGCCGUAACGCCACUGGGCAACAAUGUGCAGGACUCCUGGCAACGUGUGCUGGCUGGGGAGUCGGCAAUCUCUCACCUGGGGCCUCAGUUCAAGGGCCUGCCGUGUCAGGUUGCCGCACAAAUUUCAAGGGAAAACUUGCAGCUGGACACGCAUCUGAGCAAAACAGACAUCAAGCUAAUGAGCCCUGCCACGCAACUGGCUGUGCUGGCAGCUGAGGAAGCUCUGGCCUCGGGCAAUCUCAAGCCCAAGGAGCUGAGUGAGGAGCAGCGGGAACGCAUUGGGGUCUGUGUCGGAAUGGGAAUGUUCGAUCUGACGGAGGUUUACAACACCUGGAACCAGCUGCAACGUGGCUACAAUCGUGUCAGUCCCUUCUUUGUGCCCAGACUGCUGCCCAGCAUGGCGUGUGGCCACAUCAGCAUGCGGCACGGUCUGCGCGGGCCCAACCACUCCGUUUCAACUGCGUGUGCCACUGGAGCCCAUGCCCUGGGCGAUGCCAUGCGAUUCAUACGCAACGGAGAUGCAGAUGCGAUGCUGGCGGGCAGCGGAGAGGCUUGCAUCGACCCCCUGUCUAUAGCUGGCUUCUGCAGAUUGCGCGCCCUGAGUACAGCAUUUAAUGAUAACCCAGCCGUGGCCUCGCGACCUUUUGACAAGGCGCGUGAUGGCUUUGUGAUGGGCGAGGGUGCAGCUGUGCUGCUUCUGGAGGAACUUGAGCACGCACGCGCCCGUGGCGCCCCCAUUCUAGCGGAGCUGCUGGGCUAUGGUCUUUCUGGCGAUGCACACCACAUCACAUCCCCCAGCGAGGAUGGAUCUGGAGCCACACUGGCCAUGCAGCGAGCCCUCAAAGAUGCCGGUGUCAGCCCCGAGGAAGUCAGUUACGUGAACGCCCAUGCCACAUCCACGCCCACUGGCGAUCGCAUCGAAUCGCAUGCCAUUCGACGAGUGUUUGGCGAUCACACGCCGCAGGUUCAAGUAUCCUCGACCAAGGGUGCACACGGACACCUGCUGGGCUCCUCCGGCAAUCUGGAAGCGCUCUUCGUGGUGCAUGCUUGCUCGGAGAACACCCUGCCGCCUUCCAUCAACAUUGAGCAGCUGAAUGUGGAUGUAAAUGUGGUGACCAAAGCUUGCAAAUGGUCCGAGGGGCAGGGACGUCGCGUAGCUCUGAAGAAUUCCUUUGGCUUUGGCGGCACCAAUGCCUCCCUGUGCAUUGCCAGCUACUCCGAAGAGUAGAGCGGAGGACAUUUAAGUUGUUUUUAGAUUAUUGUUAUCCAUGGAAAUAAAAAUCCUGAAUGUUUUGCAUAUUUUUAGGAAAAAUGUUAA
Molecule: messenger RNA, 1467 nt
Organism: Drosophila guanche
Lineage: Eukaryota; Metazoa; Arthropoda; Insecta; Diptera; Drosophilidae
Product: 3-oxoacyl-[acyl-carrier-protein] synthase, mitochondrial
Exons: 1
Coding region: 55-1377 (440 amino acids)
Biological process (GO): fatty acid biosynthetic process
Molecular function (GO): 3-oxoacyl-[acyl-carrier-protein] synthase activity
Source: RefSeq, a predicted model, not a curated record